CUGAACAUGUUGGAUCUGAGGAUCAGAUGGACACUAACAACUCUGAUAGUGAAGAUGCUGAUGACGAGGAAGAGGAAGAUAAAGAGGAAUCAGAUGGUUAUGAUUCUCCAGCCAUGGCCGAGGAUGUUCCUGAUUUCGCCUUACAUGAGUCCUACACACUUGGAGAAGGCUUCUCCACUGGAUACCUUGAGGAGGUUUUGCGCAGCUUUCCACUGAAUGAAGAUGGCCAGAAUAAAUCAGGUGAUGCCCUUAAUAAUGGUGAAGCAAGUGAUGGGGAGUUUGAAAUUUUCGAACAGCCUAGUGACGAUGAAGAAUAUUCCGAUGGUUAGUGGGGCCUUUUGGGGAGUGGCAAGAUAUCCUCAGGUUAUAUUUUAUGGGCCGUUGUUGACAGUACUUUGUUCAUUGGAUUUUAGGCUCUAGGGUUGUUUAGGAUUUCAUAGCAGGUUGUUUAGCUAUCUAUGGAGCUAGAUAUUUAGCCUUAUUAACAUGAUGUUGGAUGUCACUAGAAGCUAGUUCACUAUAA
This is a messenger RNA of Triticum urartu, 523 nucleotides long. Lineage: Eukaryota; Viridiplantae; Streptophyta; Magnoliopsida; Poales; Poaceae. The record is from RefSeq and is a predicted model, not a curated record.